Molecule: messenger RNA, 702 nt
Organism: Rhizophagus irregularis DAOM 181602=DAOM 197198
Lineage: Eukaryota; Fungi; Glomeromycota; Glomeromycetes; Glomerales; Glomeraceae
Source: RefSeq, a predicted model, not a curated record
AUAAAAGUCAAGGCCAUUUGUACUACAUAAAGCCACAGAAAGCCAUAUAUAAAGUUCACAAGCCCACAAGACUGUAUUUGGCGGUAUUAGAAAAAAAAAAAUUCAAAAAAAAAAACAAUCUGAAAUAUUAAAUCCUCUUAUUAAAAUAACCAAAAUAUCACAAAUAUGAAUAAAUUAUUAACAGAAAUAAAAUUCCAAAUCUUUAGAGAACUUUUAAAAGAUUAUACUAAAGAUGGAUAUCCUGCUUUAAUGGUUAAUAGGGAAUGGUGUAAUAUUAUCAUAUCAAUAUUAUGGGAAAAUCCUUUCGUAAAAGGACAUCGAUUUAAUCAUUAUAAAAUUAUUCGUACACUUUUAUCAACUUUAAAUAAUGAAUCAAGAAAAUUAUUAAUUGAUAAUGGAAUAGAUUUAACAACAUCAAAAUCUGGUACAAUAUUUGAUUACGCAUAUUUUAUUCGUAAUAUUCCUUAUGAUUAUAUUUAUAAAGGAAUAAAAGAUUAUUUAUUAUUAGAAUAUGAAAAUGAAAAUUUUGAUAUAAAAGUUGAUAAUAAUUAUGAUUUAAAUAUAAAAAAAAUUCGAUUAAUAUUUCAACAAUUAUUAUUAAAUAUAAUAAAUAAAAGCGAAUCAAUUAAAACUAUAAGAAGAUUUCAUUAUGGAAUUCAAACGAAAGAACUUGAUAUUAUAGAAGAAGAGAUUAAUAAUAUU